Molecule: messenger RNA, 618 nt
Organism: Trichoderma asperellum CBS 433.97
Lineage: Eukaryota; Fungi; Ascomycota; Sordariomycetes; Hypocreales; Hypocreaceae
Source: RefSeq, a predicted model, not a curated record
GUGUUAAGGCUGAAGUCGCUGGAUGCUGCCCUACAUAUUAUUGCAACAUCGCGAGUUCUGGCCCUUCACCGGUCGAGGAUCAGGGAGAAAAAAAAUUGCCAACGCAUUGCUUCUAACCCUUUCCUUGGAACAUGUGCGUACACAGCAGGACUUGUAUAGCCGGAUCGGAUACUAAAGCUGCCCAAGAGGGGGAUAAAAGCUCAAAUGAGCAUGGGAUAGCGGCGGGGCAUCCUCGCGAUGACAACGAGCACACGCAUCUGAAAGCUGGCAAAAGGUUGAGAAGGGGUGUGAGUUGGGCACCAGAGCGGGUCCGUUAUCCCCCUUCUCUUCCAAAUGUUUCUCUUCAUUAGUUCAAAGCGACCGGGUAUUCAUACUCUAAGGACACGCAUCAAGUAUGUCAUGAAGGUAGCCCGGGAUAGAGAGAGGUACGUGUGGACGAGUAUAGUGUGCACGCCUAACAACGGACAGGGAGCUAUAUGAUGGCUGGCGUCAUCCCCAGGCACAAAACUUCAUAUAUGCUGUGCGACGCUUUAGCAUGUCUUGCACAUCGGUGCGUGAAUAGGCAGGCAUAGUCUACAACGUCCCUCUGCCUGUGCGCCAAAGAACUGACACGACACA